CCACAACCAUGAGUUGGAGCUAUUUUUGGAAGGAUCGAGCUAGAGGAAUGCUUUUAGUGCGGCAGAUAGAAAAUUAGUCCAUGGUUUGUUGGAGUCACAUGUGCUGGCAAAAAAAGGUCUAAAUGUUCUUAAUGAAGGGAAAGGAAAUAAAGGUCAACAUACUUAAAAAACAAAUUUACAAUGAGGAUCUAAGAUGAGAGUGGCAAGGUUGGCCGGCAUGACACCUUUGGAGUGGACCUUCCAAGAUGCUCGGAAGAAGGGAUAUUAUGUUACACAUUUGGAGGACCACAAUGAGCUCACCCAUCUUUUUCUAGCACACCCUGAGUCCAUUUUAAUGCUUAGAGCUUGGUACCACGUCGUUGUUAUUGACUCUACUUACAAGACUAACGAGUAUGGGAUGCCAUGCGUAGAGAUUGUGGGUGUCACACUUGUGAAUCUUAAUUUCAACAUUGCAGGUGUCCUAGUGCUUGAUGAAACAAAGGAUACCUACCUUUGGAUUCUUCAACACUUAAAGCACCUUCUUGGAGAUGUCAUUCCGGAUGCAAUUGUGUCCGACAAGGAAGGCGGAUUACUUGUGAUUGUGGUUGAAGUAUUUCCCUUGUCGAGGCAUUUAUUAUGUGUAUGGCACAUUGAGCAAAAUGUUCAAGAAAAGUGUAUGACCAAAGUGUGCAAGCCGGGAGUUGACAAAGCAGCCGCGAAAAAGAUCGUUGUAAUCAUCAUAAAGGGUUGGAAAAGAGAGGUAUAUGCCCCUACAGUGGAAGAGAUGGAGCUGGCCUUGAACGGCUUUAGACGUGGUUGAAGGGUCAAUCGAAGAAGAAGCCGAAGCUAGACGGCAGUCUCCCUGGGAGCUGUAUUUUUCUCACGAUGCGAGGAAGGAGAUAAGGACUGUUUGAUUUGUUUUUUUUUUGUAUUUCAUUUCUUAAGGAUACAUAAGUAAUUUUACACUUUUAAGUUAGGGCGAAAAAAUAAACUAGGGCGAGGUUUAGCCAUUCAUAACUUUUAUUAUGGGCGUGUGACUCGACAAAAAUAAAAAUAAAAUAAAUAAAAUUAAGCAAAAUACACUUCAUAGCAAUAAUUAUUCACUUUGUGAUACCAAUAAUCAAAUUUUGAAAAAUAU
Molecule: messenger RNA, 1117 nt
Organism: Linum trigynum
Lineage: Eukaryota; Viridiplantae; Streptophyta; Magnoliopsida; Malpighiales; Linaceae
Source: the annotation of a GenBank genome assembly